Messenger RNA from Gekko japonicus, 517 nucleotides. It is a transcript of the gene NDUFB11, whose product is annotated as NADH:ubiquinone oxidoreductase subunit B11. The coding region runs from base 22 to 471 and encodes 149 amino acids. The record is from RefSeq and is a predicted model, not a curated record. NCBI's taxonomy places the organism in Eukaryota, Metazoa, Chordata, Lepidosauria, Squamata, Gekkonidae. The transcript is spliced from 3 exons.
UUCCGGUUAGGUUUGUUGGCCAUGGCUGCUUGGAGGAGCCUAGCGGGCGUGCAGAGGUUGCUGGGGUUACCGAGGCGGGCGGCCCGCGCGGCCUCCUCCGGGGGAGCCGCCAGCUCUGCCGCUCUCCAGGUGCCCCCAAGGGCGAGCCCGGCGGCGUUGACGCCUGCGCACGCUGAAGAGGAGGAUGAGGAGGUUUCUGUUUAUGUUAAGAAUCCAGACUGGCACGGCUUUGACACCGAUCCGGUCGUCGACCUGUGGAACAUGCGCUUGGUUUUCUUCUUCGGCUUCUCCAUUACCAUCGUAGUGGGCACCGCCUUCGUACACUAUCUGCCUGAGCGCGGGCUAGUGGGGUGGUCUCGGCGGGAAGCCGAACGGCAGAUAAAAUACCGGGAAGCACACGGGCUGCCCCUCCUCGACCCCAACUACUACGACCCCAGCAAGAUCGUGCUGCCUCCGGAGGACGAAGAAUGAGCCUGUUUGUGUCUGUAUACCGAGAAUAAACCUUCUGGGUUACCUA